Toxorhynchites rutilus septentrionalis is the source of this 2963-nucleotide messenger RNA. RefSeq names its product facilitated trehalose transporter Tret1-2 homolog. The record is from RefSeq and is a predicted model, not a curated record. Gene Ontology annotation, cellular component: membrane. Gene Ontology annotation, molecular function: sugar transmembrane transporter activity. The coding region runs from base 739 to 2334 and encodes 531 amino acids. The transcript has 5 exons. Lineage: Eukaryota; Metazoa; Arthropoda; Insecta; Diptera; Culicidae. Gene Ontology annotation, biological process: carbohydrate transport; transmembrane transport.
UUAAGUAAGCUUGCAGCGAUAUGUAACGAUUUAGUACAAUUCGAGACGCGGAAUAGUUUAGAUCGUCUGAUUGGUAAGAGGUUGGACAGAAAAUUCUGCCGACACAUAUAACAUCCAAUGAGAAGAACUGUUCAGUCAAGGUCCAACCGUGGACAUAAUAGCAACGUGGAUCUUAUCAAAACCUUCUUCCUACAAUGUGCCUAGUUGUUAUGAAUGUGUAGUUAAGAAAGUGGGUGUUAUUCUUAUCAUUCGCGAUAGUUCCUUGCUGGUUGCAUGGUGGCCAUGCACUCAUAUGCGUACGUAAUGAGUUCAAUUGAACGAGACAAGUAAAUGUCCCGAGGAUACACCAUUAAGCUCGACUCCGAAGGCGUAAAAUGACAUCGAUUUUUCCGUUAACCAGCAUCAUCGGUCAUCUAUUAGCCUUCCAAAGGAAAGUUUGGUGAUUACGUCAUUUUUGUUCAAGGAACGAACUACCAGAAUACCACCUACAAUUUUCUGACGCUGUGAUAUUAUUUUUACUAUAGAAGAAGAAAUCGUUUCCAUUGUUUUAUCGUAAUCGCAAGUGAUCGUGAGUGAAUGUGUUGGUCAACUGUCGAAGCCAAAGCUGUUGGUGAAGCUGAUUAUAGAAGAAGCUGGCUUUUGGCAUCUAGGAAGAUACUCUGUGUAUGAGACGAAAUCGAUACAGAUCUUGAAUAAUCGCGAAUGUUAGACCAUCAGUUAGUGUAAACAACGAACAAAAUGACAGGAAAGGAAACUUCCGCAUUGGUAGACAAAGGUCCAUUGCCCAAGAUAGUGGCCAUCAACGAGAAAGGGACCGCACUACCCAAUCUUGAGGGCCAACCAAGUAAGAGUGAGCGAGGAAAAGCCUUACGACAGGUCAUUGCCGCCUUCAUCGCCAACAUUGGCACCAUCAACACUGGACUGAUCUUUGGCUUCUCUGCUGUCGUUGUCCCACAACUACAAGCCCCAGACACGCUUAUUCCUGUAGACGAAAGCCAAUCGUCAUGGGUCGCAUCCCUAUCAGCAAUCGGCACUCCGAUCGGGUGCUUGUUGAGCGGAUACGUGAUGGAUAACUUUGGACGUAAAAGGGCCCUUCUACUGACCGAGAUCCCCAUGAUCAUUGGUUGGAUUGUGAUAGCGUGCGCGACCAAUGUGGAGAUGAUAUACGCAGGCCGCAUUCUAACUGGCUUCGGGUCCGGAAUGGUUGGUGCUCCAGCCCGAGUCUACACCUCAGAAGUAACCCAACCUCAUCUACGAGGAAUGCUUUGCGCACUUGCAUCAACCGGUAUCAGCUUGGGAGUGCUACUACAAUAUACACUUGGAGCAUUCACGACAUGGAAAAUACUUUCUGCAAUCUCAGCUUCAGUGCCCAUAUUAGCUUUUGUGUUGAUGCUGUUCAUGCCAGAGUCUCCCAACUAUCUGGUGACCAAGAACAAAUCAGACGAAGCACUUAAGAGCCUUGCUAUGCUACGAGGAUCUACUUACAACUUGGAACGAGAAGUGAAUCAACUGCAAGCGUUUGCACAAAAAAGUAAUCAAAAGAAAAAAUUAACGCCGAAGGAAACCAUUCAAGCUCUGUUGCAUCCGUCCUGUUUGAAGCCAUUCGGGAUUCUGACCAUCUACUUCAUGAUGUAUCAGUUCAGUGGUGUCAAUACUAUCACUUUUUACGCUGUGGAAAUUUUCCGCGAUUCAGGCACUACAAUAGACAAAUACACAUGCACGAUUCUUCUUGGUGCAGUGCGAUUUAUUUUCACUAUCAUUGCUGCAAUUCUCUUACGAAGAUGUGGACGACGACCGUUGACCUUUAUCUCUGGUAUCGGAUGUGGAUUCACGAUGAUCGGUCUCGGAACUUAUUUAUACUUCAAGAAGUCAUGGGAAAUGGCAGACCCUCCGAUUGAUCCUGUUGCUACGUGGUUUCCAGUGGCAUGUAUAUUUCUGUUUACCAUUACUUGUACUCUGGGUUUUUUGGUCGUGCCAUGGGUCAUGAUAGGUGAGCUUUAUCCUAUGAGCGUGCGAGGCAUCGUAGGCGGCUUCACCACUUGCAUGGCGCAUACUUUCGUUUUUAUCGUUGUCAAGACUUAUCCACUGCUCUCGCAUUUGUUGGAGCGGCAUGGAGCAUUCAUCCUGUAUGGAUGCAUUUCAUUUAUAGGAACUGUCUUCUUCUACCUCUGCUUGCCGGAAACUAAAGGAAAAACGCUACAGGAGAUCGAAGACUAUUUCUCGGGCCGCAUACAAUCGUUGAAGAAGUCGAAACAACUCGAGGCCGAAGGAAAAUUGUGUAACAACAUCAAGCCUCAAUUACUGACAGUGGAAAAAAACAAGUUGCUUCCCUGAAAUAUGUUCAUCCAUCAAACCGUGCCAUAUAAAAUGCUACAAGUAUUCUUAAAACUGGAAGGUGAUAUUCCUAUUCUCCCUUUUUUUAAACCGAUGUUCUACAAAUCAACAGAAAUCAGCGCUUAUCAACGAGUUUGUAAACUGACAAAAGAAUCUAGAACGAGUUGUAUAUUCGAUGGUCUAUAUUAGAUUGUUCAUUGGCUAACUUCUUUUUUCAUAGUAUUAAACUAAUUAUUGAUUAACAAAUAGACCUUGUUGAUUGCUCCCUUUCAAAGUGUGCCACGAAAAUGAAAAAUAUUGAUCUGAUUGUUCAGGGGGAAAAUUUAUACGUAACUCAGGAAUACCACGAAGUGCUUUAAAGAUAGAAUCAUGCGUGAAAUGUAGGAUUAUAAGCUGACAAAUUAGAAUAAAUGGUCAUCCUGUUGUUGCCAAAAUUUAUUUCAUUGUGAUAUAAGAUUUCAAUUACUGCGACGAACAAUAGUUGACUUUAAUGAGAAGAUACAUGAUAGUUAAGUGAUUGAUGUUAGGUACUUAAUAGGAUAUUAUACGAUACAAGCUAACGGUGCCACACGUGAUGUUUAUUCUAAUAAUUUCGAAAUAAAAAAAACAUACAUUAUUCUGGAUAUUAA